Molecule: messenger RNA, 543 nt
Organism: Geodia barretti
Lineage: Eukaryota; Metazoa; Porifera; Demospongiae; Tetractinellida; Geodiidae
Source: the annotation of a GenBank genome assembly
GCGAUAACGUGGCAAAAAGGCAAAAUGUCAUCGGCAGUCCCCAGGCCCGCCAACAAACUCCUGACUCUAGUAUUCCUGCUGAGGACUCAGCCGACGCCGCAGGUGCUGCUGGGCUACAAGAAGAGAGGCUUCGCGCAUGGCCGCUGGAACGGGUUCGGGGGAAAAGUGGAGCCGAACGAGACCAUCAGGGAAGCCGCUGUUAGGGAGAUGAAAGAGGAGUCAGGGUUGUUGGUGUCCAAUCUAGACGAGAUGGGGGUUCUGCUGUUUGAAUUUGUCGAUGACCCUCAGAUCUGGGAGGUCCACAUUUUCCGGACAACCCAUUUUUCUGGCGAGAUGACUGAAACAGAAGAGAUGAGGCCUCAGUGGUUUGAUCAGUGUGCGGUGCCGUUUGACCAGAUGUGGCCUGACGACAAGCUCUGGUACCCGUUCGUCUUCAACAACAAAUACUUUGAUGGUUACUUCAAGUUUGAAGGACUGAGCACCAUACUGGAGCAGAGGCUCAUGGAGAGGGAGGGCCCGUGUCAAAGUAACGCUCUCGAAUGA